This is a messenger RNA of Aspergillus niger, 1608 nucleotides long. RefSeq lists its product as uncharacterized. The record is from RefSeq and is a predicted model, not a curated record. Gene Ontology annotation, molecular function: transcription cis-regulatory region binding; DNA-binding transcription factor activity. NCBI's taxonomy places the organism in Eukaryota, Fungi, Ascomycota, Eurotiomycetes, Eurotiales, Aspergillaceae. Gene Ontology annotation, biological process: positive regulation of transcription by RNA polymerase II. Gene Ontology annotation, cellular component: nucleus. The transcript is spliced from 3 exons. Bases 1 to 1608 code for a protein of 535 amino acids.
AUGUCAGAUCCACAGCCAACCUCUCGCCGCAGGUUCAAGACUCGCAUCCUGAGCUCCUCCGAGCAGGUGCUCCAAAGAAUAGAGCCCGUCCAGCCAUUACGACCCAUCUUGUUCCAGUCCACAGUGCCGGACGACGCCACACGCUCCCUGCCUGUGCAGACAGAUGUCCAGCCCGCGCAGAAUGAGACUGCUGUUGGAUCAGACCAGGCCUCAAUCUCUGCGGCAAACAGUUCGCCACCGAAAGAUAUCUGGAUCCCUUCGACUAUGGUAGGUAAUGAUUGUGGUGAAUUAUGGACAGGAACCAUAUUAGCGGAACCGACUUUGUCUACCCAAAAAGACGAUGACGCAGCUCUUCUCAGGCAUUACUUUUCCAAUGUUUGCCGAGUCAAUUCGUGCUUUGACUCCCACAAGAACUUCUUCCGUGCCGAAGUGGGAUCCCUGAUAAGCUCCCGUCCUCUGAUUCACUACUGCGUACUGUCCAUGUCCGCCGCCCAUCUGACGGCAAGACAAAGAGAUAUGUUGACGAUCACGCUGCGGCACCGGACAGAAGCACUAUCCUGCUUGAAAGCUAGAAUCACACAGGGGGUUUUGACACAAGAAAUAAACAAUGGAUCACCACUCGAUAACGUUGCCGAGAUCUUAAUUGGUAGCAUACUCUUGGGCAUGACAGAGGGGUGGCAUGAUCCCACUCAACUCGGGGUCACACAUCUCCGUGGUGCACGCACGUUGUUCCGGAAAUGGAUUACUACCGUCCCGGCAUGCUGCCCUCGGACCAGAACUAUGAUUACGGGCAUUAUGUCCUACUGGGAAGCAGUCGCCUCGUUUGUACACAACCAGUCCCUAGACUCGAUAUCCUACCUCAUGCCAUUCUCCUUCGAGACAUGCCAUGUAUACGUCAAUCCAUGGACAGGGAUCUGCACGCCACUUUUUAUACAUUUGGCCCAGAUUGGUAUAUUGACAAGGCAGCGAUCGCUAGCCAGACAAUUGCCUGUAGGCUUUUGGGGCCAUGUAGGCCCCGACAUGCUUGAACGGGCUAAAGCCAUUGAAGAUGCGCUCCAAUCCUACAGAACCCUAUCAAUCCACCAGAUAGAAGACACAGCUGAUUCCCGGACGCCUGUCGACCACCUCCAGCGAAUUGCAAGCAUCUACCGGCUUGUAGGAUUACUUCAGCUCUACAUGACCUUCCCUGAACUGCAUGGAGCCCACUCUGUGGAUUUUAGCCUAACCCACAGCAUCUUGGGCCUGGCCACCAAUGUGCUAACCACCAUUGGCGUGCUUCCCCACACGUCUGGGGUUUACUGUUUGCUCACGAUUCCAUUGAUUAUCGCGGGUAGCGCUUUGCAACUUCCUUGUUUCUCGUCGGACGUCCCCACUUCCAUGUUGCAGCAAGAUACCUAUCUCUUCUGGAGGAACUUCGUGCGGGAGAGGGUAAAGACCGUUCAGGAGAUUGUAGGACUCGUUACCAUUGGCCGCGCGCAGAAGAUCCUCGAUAAGGUGUGGUUUCUAGCCGACAUGCGGAGGGCCGCUGAGGAUCCUGACCAGGAAUGGGAGUACAUCCAGUGGACCGAGGUCAUGAGCUCCGAGAAUUUGGAGUCAAUCUUUGGUUAG